Ichthyophthirius multifiliis is the source of this 637-nucleotide messenger RNA. Its product is annotated as Ras family protein, putative. The transcript has a single exon. Gene Ontology annotation, biological process: protein secretion; regulation of exocytosis. Gene Ontology annotation, molecular function: GTP binding; GTPase activity. The record is from RefSeq and is a predicted model, not a curated record. NCBI's taxonomy places the organism in Eukaryota, Ciliophora, Oligohymenophorea, Hymenostomatida.
AAAAAAAAGAAACAAAAUAAAAAAAAUUCUAAAAAAAAAAAUGAAUUAAAAAUAAGAUUAUGAUGCAAUAUUAAAAUUUUUAGUCAUAGGAGAUUCUGGAGUAGGAAAAACAUGUGUUUUAUUGAAUUAUUGCGAAGGAACAUUCACAAAUGUUAAUUUAACAACAAUAGGCAUUGACUAUAAAUUAAAACAAGAAGAAAUUGAUGGAAAAAGAGUUAAAUUAUAAAUUUGGGAUACUGCAGGUUAAGAAAGAUUUAAAACAAUAACAGUUAAUUAUUAUAAAGGAGCUGCGGGUAUUAUUUUGGCUUAUAGUGUAAUAGAUCCUAAUAGUUUCAAAAAUAUAAUUGAUUGGAUGAAAUAAAUAAAUGAACAUGCUAACGCGGAUGUUAAAAAAAUUAUUAUUGCAAAUAAAUGCGAUAUGAAAGAGGAAAGAAAAGUUAGUUAAAAAGAAGGAGAAGAUUUAGCAGAAAAAUAUGGUGUAAAGUAUUUCGAAACAUCAGCUAAAAGUGGAUAGAAUGUAUCAGAUGCCUUUAAAUAUAUAGCGAAAUUGGCUUUAGAAAAAGAAUAUAAUAACGGAAAUAUUAACAUAAAAAAUAAUGAAAGAAUAUAAAAAAAAAAUGGUGGUGGUUGUUGCUGA